AUGUCAAUUUUCACAAUCGCUGGACUAUCAUCAUUCUAUAGCCGGCUGGAUGGGCGAACAGAUGUAGAUUCCCUCUGCGAAGAGGCAAUCGGAAAAUAUGUUCUCUCGAGAUCGAACUCUGACAUCACAGGGACAACUGACCGUGAUGGGCCGGCUAGUUUCAUAGAGUUGGCGGAAACUAUUGGAUCCGUCUUUCUACUCCAGCUUGUCCACCAGUUCCGGCAGCCAACCGUCACAACUAUCCCGGAAUCUCAGGACCCAUCAUCUGUGCCCCCUCGUUUAUACUCUCUUUCACCAGAUAAAGUUCCAAGUAUUUUAAGGUAUUUGCAUCAGCAAUAUCGAUCUUUUUAUCCUUCUGCCAAUGACAUCCGGAGAACUAUACUCGAGGUUCUAUAUAUUGGAUCACGGCUCCUCCAUAUCAAAGGCGUCCAAGCUCGGCGACGAUCACAAUGGUUCCACUACCUAGCCGAUGCUGUUAAUGAUCCAGAUAUUUUCCCUAACGAUGGCUCCAUGGACGCUUCUAUCUGCUUUGGUAUCAAGGCAUUUCUUCCUCGGCAAUCAGUGCAGAGUUCCACGCAGCAGACGUCUCGAGACCUAAGAUAUUUUGCUGGAGUGCCUUAUGGCAUCAUAUCAAAUCCUCUAAAUCCUCUCGACUUUGGCAGGGUUCGAAACAAUGUUAUUGAGAUACAGCAACAAUCCGGAGCUACCAAUGACCAAAUUGAUGACCUCGACUACUUCUGGUCGAUGUGCGAUAUUCUACUUGUAUUAAUUGCGGCUUCUGCGGAGCCCUACCGUGCCAGAAACAUCGACGAUUAUAGACGAGAACUUUCCUCACUUGCGGAAGAAUGCCACACGAAUAUUACGAAUUUUGCUUACGAUAAGCUUAGUUACGUUGCAUCAUUAGCGGAGGAGGUCUCCCGUGUUGAGACUGCCCAGUCAACGCUAGCACAGCGGUCAUCCCUAAGCCGGACUUCGGAAUUCCUGCGCAGAAGGGAACUUCUGACAACGAUAAAUGAUAGAAAUAUGGCAAGAGUACUAGAUUCUAUCAAGACUCUACGACAAGGCAGUUAUAACAUCACAGAUAAAUUAUAUGCCUCUAAUUGUCCAGAAGGACACGUACUCAACGAAAUACAGACGGAAAGUUUUCUCGUGGAGUAUGAACGUCGGGCUGGAAUCAGGCUUCGAACAAAUGAAAACAGUACUCGAGUCGCUAUCCGAACCCCGGAUGCAUAUCCAUGCCCUGUAUGCUCUGAAAUCUCGAGGAUCGACUACUCGCAGGAUCUUGGGAGCCUCACUUCUCUCACUGAGAUCACCCAGUUUACGACUCUAUCAAGAAUUCUUCAAGAUGCGAAAGAAGAAGUCUCUAGCGCUCUGAAGGAUAUGUCUCGCCAUUAUCAUAUGGCGGAUCAACGACUCGAAGUUAAUUUCUCUCGGAAUGGGUCAUCAAAUCGAGUACAGCCAAUUGAGCAAGGCACUAACCGGCAAAAUGGUAGGUUGAGUGUGGGGAAACCACCAAGGAGCAAUGGUCAAUCAAGUCAAAGCAGCAGUCCAUCAAGUCGCGAUAGUAUCAGCCGGUCUUCGAAUACCCCUCUUCCUAGUCCAAACGGUAGCAGCGGCAGCAUUGGUGGACUAAGAAAAUUCACAUCAACUUUCGGGCUAAUGAAGCUCGGUCAAGCCCAAAAGGAACCAGAAAUAAAUCUUACCCAUUUCAAUGCAGAUCCUAUAUCUAUUUCUACACACACUGGCUCAUCUCGUGUCUUUUUCUACGGCAAAUCUUCAAUAUCAAUAUAUUCAUACGCCAGUGUAAUUCCUGAGCCUCGUGCGAGGAUAGAACUAGUCUCGGCUGAGGAUUCUAUAUUACGGUCGAUGCCAACGUCCAUAUCGAUUUCACCAUCAAAAGAUUUCUUAGCUGUGGCGGUUAACCUUUUGAGGGGGAAUAGUCAAAUUCAAGUUUGGUCGCUAGGGGAAGACGGUUAUAGGCCAAAGUUGGCUUGGUAUCAGAUUCUAGAGGGCAUCGCAAGUGGCUUGGUGGUCCACCCGGAUGAAAACUUCCUUUUCGUAAUUACAAACAAGAGAACGCUGAAUGCGUUCGACCUAAGUCAAGGAAGCCGGGUGUUGGAUUUUGAUAUUCCUGCGGAAUUUGGGUUUCCGGACGAACUUUCCAUUGUUGGGGGGGAUAUCUUACUAUUUCGAUGCUUUCCCGAUGUGAGCAUUGGGCAAAUGAAGAUUUUUACUUUGGAAUUCGGGACGUCAGGAUGCCAAAUGGGUUGGGAUUACCAUAUUGAGUGGCAAGAGAGAGAAAGUGACGACAAUGGGGUUUCCGCGCUUAGUCUUUGCGAAACUAAAGCCAGUGGGUCCACGCUCUGUUAUAGUACCUGGACGAUGUCUGGACAGCCCUCCAUAAUUCGGUGGGGAGCCCCCGGUAUUCCAAGUUCUAACCACCAGCUACACGAUGAUAGCCUUGGCACUAGGAUCCAAGAUAUGGCAAUAGUCCCUAACGCAGAUUUUAUGGCUCUCAUCAACGAACGUGGCGACAUCUAUCAAUACGCAGUUAGAAUUGGAUCCCGACCGAAACACUUGAAAACUAUCACCUUUGGGAGCAGGAGACGUAGCACGAACAAUUUCAAGGAUCGGGUCUGUCUUAAAAUUGACGAGGACCAUAAUAAAAUCAUUGUUGCGUAUACUAGAAAAGGCCGGGGGUAUAUUGAAAAGCAUGAUAUGGCCUUUGGUCAGGGUUAG
Orbilia oligospora ATCC 24927 is the source of this 2739-nucleotide messenger RNA. RefSeq lists its product as uncharacterized. NCBI's taxonomy places the organism in Eukaryota, Fungi, Ascomycota, Orbiliomycetes, Orbiliales, Orbiliaceae. The transcript is spliced from 6 exons. The record is from RefSeq and is a predicted model, not a curated record. Gene Ontology annotation, molecular function: protein binding. The coding region runs from base 1 to 2739 and encodes 912 amino acids.